AUGUCGCACUACGCCCUUCGCCGUGCGCAAACAGACUACCAAUCCGGUUUUCCUCAACGACAGACCUCAUCAGCUUCCACUGCUUCUUCCGCCUACUCUGGAGCGUCUAGUGCUUUUCUCCCCAGUCGUACAAGCACUGUCACUUCCACGAACUCGAGUAUCUAUGCAAGAGGCUCUCCAGGUCACAAGCGAACAAACACAACCAUAGAAGACAUGACGCCGACGAGGGCUUAUGGUGGAAGCAGCAGUGUGGAAAACAGUCCUGACCAUGUGUAUCGUAACAUCCGCCAGAGUCUGCGUCCACUUCCUCAAGCUCCAUCACCAACGUCAACACCCAAUGCUCGCCGUCCGAGUCCCUAUCACGCCCGAGCCCACACCAUCGACCGCUUCCCACAAAUUUCUUCCGAAGACCCCUUCGUGGACAAGCAUCUACAUGAGCAUCAUCAAGAGACGCAUCAAUCCAAAACUCAUACUCACCAAGGCUUACCAAACCCGCACGCAAACACCUUCAAAGCCCCUGAUCUCCGAGAACUGCAGAAAUCUUCUACGACCCAUCUGAAAACCUUAUCAAGAUUUGCCCAAGACGGCGAUGCGGAAGAAUUCGGUAUCGCAGCUCCUGGUCAGUCUGUGACUGGGUUGCAUAAUCGGAGACAAUUAAAACGUACCGACUCCGUUGCACCUGGCGCUCGGUCGGUGGCUAAGAGUUACGGCUGGGGUGAAAGAAACUGGAUGGACAAACAACGGCAAUUUUUGCAGGCCUAUGAAUAUCUCUGUCAUAUUGGUGAAGCGAAGGAAUGGAUCGAAGACAUCAUCAACAAACCAAUCCCUCCCAUUGUGCAACUGGAAGAGGCUCUACGCGACGGAGUCACGCUAGCAGAAAUAGUUCAGGCAUUUCAUCCCGACCAGGUCCUGAGGAUCUUCCGCAACCCGAAAUUGCAGUUCAAACACUCAGACAAUAUUGUACUGUUCUUCCGGUUUCUCGAGGACGUCGGUUUGCCGGACCUAUUCCGGUUCGAGCUGAUCGAUCUCUACGAAAAGAAAAACAUACCGAAAGUGAUCUACUGCAUUCAUGCUUUGUCAUGGCUCCUCUACCGCAAAGGCAUGGUUGACUUCCGGAUCGGAAACCUGGUUGGUCAGCUUGAGUUCGAGCAUCAUGAAUUGGAACAGACGCAACGAGGCCUCGACAAAGCUGGGAUUAGCAUGCCUAGUUUUUCGGGAAUGGGCGCCAGCUUUGGUGAGCCGGAGCCGGAACCAGAACCAGUGGAGACCGAAGAUGAAAGAAUAGACAAGGAGCUAAAUGAGCAAGAAGCCGUCAUCUCUGACUUUCAAACCCAGGUCCGAGGUGCGUUGGUCAGAUUGCGACUAGGCGAUGUGAUGCAGAGGCUCUGGGAUGCUGAGGAUCUCAUCGUCGACAUCCAAUCGCGCGUUCGCGGUGACUGGGCGAGACAGGUUGCCGAUUACAGGCUCCAUAUGCAACGUUUCGCCACAAAUCUCCAGGCUGCAACCCGCGGGUUUCUGGUAAGAGUGCGACAGGAGAAGAAGGCUCAGCAAUGGAGGUCAAGAGAAAAGGACGUGCUCAAGCUUCAAAGCCUCUUCAGGGCAGGACAAGCCCGGACCGAAACACGUGCCAUCAAGUCAAGAGUGCAAACACAUGAGGCUGGUAUUCGCAAUCUGCAAGCUGCCAUUCGAGGGGCUCUCUCUAGAAGAGACGCUUUCGAUCAGUACGAGGCCACCAGGACGGCCGAAAAAGAAGUCAUAUCGCUGCAAGCCGCAAUUCGCGGGAUGCUGACCAGAGCUGGACUUCAAGACGAUCGCGAAUUUCUAGAAAAUCAAAGCUAUGCGAUCACCCAAGUUCAAGCCGGAGCCAGGUCUAUGCUUGCGAGAAUAACUCAAAACAAGCUGCGCGAGAGGCUACUCAACUCGACGCUUGCAUGGGCCUCAUUACAAGCCAUCAUCCGCGCAGGUCGAGUCCGUACCAGACUUGCGGGUCUGAAGCAGUCCUUGAGAUCACAGUCAGCGUCCAUCAGCAAGUUUCAGGCAAUCCUCAGAGGCGCAAACGCAAGGGAAGCCUUUAGCUCGCUCAAGCUUUCUCUCCUGCAGCAAUCAACCAAAACCAUACCUCUGCAGGCUGCCAUCCGUGGCUUCACGGUACGGAAUCAUUUGCAACAGCAGCAACAAGCCCUUGAAAGACAUGCGUCCAAAUUCAUCCAACUCCAAGCACUUUCUCGCGGAGCACUUGUGCGAAUACAGACCGGAGAAUUGCUCACAGAGCUUGGUGAGACCGAGGACGAAGCAAUUCAACUCCAAGCUUUGAUUCGUGCCAUGCUCUGCCGCAGUCACGUUGGGGACUUACUUAGUGAGUUGGAAACAUAUGAUGAAUCCAUCAUCGAACUGCAGGCCCUUAUGAGAGCGGCCGCUAUCCGGUCCCAGUUUGCAGAGAAGAAACGUUAUUUCAAGGAGAAUAUGGAAAAGGUUAUCAAGAUUCAGAGCGUUGUUCGAGCUAAGAUUCAGGGAAAGGCAUAUAAGAGUCUCACUGCCGGCAAAAAUCCUCCUGUGGGCACACUGAAAGGCUUCGUACAUCUUCUGAACGACAGUGAUUUCGACUUUGAAGAGGAGGUGGAAUUCGAACGACUUCGCAAGACCGUGGUCCAACACGUCCGUCAGAACGAACUUGCAGAUCAGUACAUCACGCAGCUGGACAUCAAGAUUGCACUUCUGGUCAAGAACAAGAUUACCCUGGAUGAAGUAGUCAAACACCAACGCCAUUUUGGCGGCCACGUCGGUGCUCUCCUUCCUAACUCAGACAUUGCGUCGAAGGACCCGUUUGACCUGAAAGCGCUCAACAAGACCUCGCGGCGCAAAUUGGAGCAUUAUCAGGAACUCUUUUUCCUGCUUCAGACCCAGCCUCAAUAUUUGUCCAGACUAUUGAGACGCAUCAGGGAGCAGGCCACUGCGGAAAAGGAGUGUGACCGGGUGAAACAUCUGGUCAUGGGCAUUUUCGGUUACGCUCAAAAGAGAAGGGAAGAAUACUAUCUCGUCAAACUCAUUACUCGGUCCAUCAAAGAAGAAGUCGACUGCUCUGCAUCUCUUCAAGAUUACCUCCGAACAAAUUCAUUCUCCAACAAGUUGUUUGGAGCCUACAGCAAAUCGCCCCGCGACCGGAAGUUUCUGAGAGACAUACUCGGCCCCCUUGUCAAAGAGAAUAUCAUUGACAAUACGACCCUCGACCUUGAAAGUGACCCUCUUCAAAUCUACGUCUCGGCCAUCAACAACGAAGAACUGAGAACAGGCCAACGGAGCCAAAGAGAUCCCAAUGUCCCGAGGGAGGUCGCCAUCCGAGAUCCAGAGACCAGAGCAACGUUCAUUGCGCACAUGCAGGAUCUGCGAGAUAUCACAGACCAAUUCUUCCUUUGCCUAGAAGACUGUCUACAUCGGAUGCCCUUUGGCGUUCGGUUCGUUGUCCGGCAGACAUACGAACAUCUCAUUGCGCGGUUUCCUGGCGAAGAAGCUGAUUUUGUGCUUCAGCUCGUGGGCCAGUGGCUGUGGCGUCACUACCUUCAACCUGCUCUCCUGGAGCCGGAAAAGUUUGGUGUCGCCGAUCGAGCCAUGACGCAAGAACAAAAACGGAACCUUGGGGAGAUCGCAAAAGUGUUAAACCAAGCCGCUUCAGGCCGUGAGUUUGGCGGUGACAAUGUUUAUCUCCAGCCCCUGAACAACUAUGUACGCGAGUCUAUCGGACGAUUCGCGGCCAUCUGGAGUCAUGUAAUAUCAAUACCACCAGCAGAAGAGCACUAUGAUAUUGACGAGUUCAACGAUCUUUAUGCAAAGACAAAACCGACCUUGUACAUCAAAAUGGCCGACAUCUUCUCCAUCCACAAGCUGUUGUCUCAAGAGAUCAGUUCAAUUUGUCCAAACCAGGACGAUGUUCUCCGCGACAUCCUGAGGGAAUUGGGUAGCGUCCAGAGCAAUGAAAGCGAACUCAGGGGUGUGAGCUCCAGCGAGAUCAGUCUAACACUAACCCCCAAACUGUUAAACUCAGAAGAUCCAGAUGCGGAUGUGAAGACUCUAUUGACCGAGACCAAGCGGUGCGUCCUCUAUAUCAUCCGGGUCCAGUCAGGGGCCAAUCUUCUUGAAAUAUUGGUCAAGCCCAUCACACCAGAAGAUGAGGAAAAAUGGGAGACUUUGGUCAAUGACGAACUCCGCGCUGGCAAUGGGCGGCGUGGUGCUUAUACUGACGUCCACAAUCACCUCGACAUCAGCACCCUAUCAUAUCCCGACCUCAAGCGCAUUGCUUUGGAAAAUAUCUUGCAGCUAGAGUCCGUCGGUCGCCUGACACGGUCAAAUCAGUACCAAGACCUUCUCAACGCCAUUGCUAUUGAUAUCCGAACCAAACACCGGCGAAGAUUGCAGCGGCAGCGUGAACUCGAGAACGUGAAGACCACUCUAGCACGGCUUAAUGAGCAAGCAUUGUAUCUCGAACAGCAGCUCAAGACUUACAAUGACUACAUUGAACAAGCCAUGGUGACUCUGCAGAACAAGAAGAGCAAGAAACGGUUCGUGAUGCCCUUCAGUAAACAGUGGGAACACGAACGCGAGCUUCAGCGUUCCGGUCGAUCCUUCAAAUUUGGUUCCUACAAAUACUCUGCACGAACUCUGGCGGACAAGGGGGUGCUCGUCCACUGGCGCGGCUACCAUGAACGGCAAUGGGACAGAGUGGACUUGACCUUCUCUUCGAACGAAGUCGGCGUGUUCACCAUUGAUGGCAGCUCAGGGAACAUGAUGAUCCCUGGAGCCAACGCUCAAGUGCCGCUCGACGAUCUCUUACAGGCGCAGUUCAACAACACGCAAUUCAUGGAGUUCUUUGAAGGAGCCCUGCGAGUCAAUGUCAACUUAUUCUUGCAUCUGAUUAUGAAGAAGUUUUAUAAUGAAUGA
Molecule: messenger RNA, 4932 nt
Organism: Fonsecaea multimorphosa CBS 102226
Lineage: Eukaryota; Fungi; Ascomycota; Eurotiomycetes; Chaetothyriales; Herpotrichiellaceae
Exons: 2
Coding region: 1-4932 (1643 amino acids)
Biological process (GO): regulation of GTPase activity; regulation of actin cytoskeleton organization
Cellular component (GO): cytoplasm
Molecular function (GO): GTPase activator activity; actin filament binding; calmodulin binding
Source: RefSeq, a predicted model, not a curated record